AUGGCCUCCAAGGGCAUGUGGGAGGUCGAUCCGGAGACUCGGUCCAAGCUCCUCGCGAUCCAAAAAGAGUCCAAGAACAGCCUAUGCUGCGACUGCGGCGCGCCAUCUCCGCAGUGGGCGUCGCCCAAGUUCGGCAUCUUCAUCUGCCUGUCAUGCGCUGGCGUGCACCGAGGCCUGGGCGUGCACAUUUCGUUUGUGCGGUCCAUCUCGAUGGACGCGUUCAAGGCGGCCGAGAUUGAGCGGAUGCGGCUUGGCGGCAACGAGCGGUGGCGCGAAUUCUUCGAGAAGCACGCAGACACUGAGCUGAGGGGAAUCUCGUGGGACGACGCUACCAUCGCGGAGCGGUACGGCGGGGAAGCCGGCGAAGAGUACAAGGAGCGCCUGAGCGCGCUGGUCGACGGGCGCGAGUACGUCCCCGGGGAGAAGAAGAAGGCUGCUGCUCCUGCCGAAAACAGCAGGUCGAGUGCGCCGCUCGGCGGCUCUGCGGACGGGUCCAAGAAUGGUGGUGGAAGGUUCCGAGACGACCCAUCGCUCAGCGGCAGCAGGUCUGAGAGCCCAAGCGGCGGUGCGACGAGCGGAGGGAAGACGAGGGUGGACGACAAAUACUUUGCCAGGCUCGGGGCUGACAACGCCUCGAGACCGGAGGACUUGCCGCCGAGCCAGGGCGGCAAGUAUGCUGGGUUUGGAAACACGCCUGCACCUGCGCCGGGAGGAGCCGGCGGCAACGCGGCUCUGCCCUCCAUGGACGAGCUGCAGAACAACCCUGUCGCCGCGCUGUCCAAGGGCUUUGGUUGGUUCACAUCGACCGUUACAAAGACUGCUACUACAGUGAAUAAUAAUUAUAUCCAGCCGACCGCGAAACAGAUCGCAGAUUCGGACUUUGCAGCACAGGCUCGCGUUACUGCAGGCACGGUCGGGCGAGCGGCGCAGCAAGGAGCCAGGAGCGCACAAACUAGCUUCAACCGAUUCGUCGAGGGGCCAGACAGCCGGCAAUAUCAGCAGGUCCGGCAGGUCCCGAUCGACGAGACCCGCAAAGGGUUCUGGGACGACUUUUCCGACAUCCCAGAACAACAGCAGAAGCAGCAGCAAAAGCCAAGCUCCAUUGGCACUGCGGCCAUGAGCAAGGGUGGCAGCGGCGGCGCAGGGGGGUCUGGAGGUGCUUCGGCUAGCCAAGCGGCUAAGAAGGAUGAAUGGGAUGAUUGGUAG
Molecule: messenger RNA, 1206 nt
Organism: Pyricularia pennisetigena
Lineage: Eukaryota; Fungi; Ascomycota; Sordariomycetes; Magnaporthales; Pyriculariaceae
Exons: 3
Coding region: 1-1206 (401 amino acids)
Biological process (GO): regulation of endocytosis; regulation of ARF protein signal transduction
Cellular component (GO): Golgi membrane
Molecular function (GO): GTPase activator activity
Source: RefSeq, a predicted model, not a curated record